Messenger RNA from Gastrolobium bilobum, 3147 nucleotides. Its product is annotated as ATP-dependent DNA helicase Q-like 5. Gene Ontology annotation, molecular function: 3'-5' DNA helicase activity; nucleic acid binding; four-way junction helicase activity. Gene Ontology annotation, cellular component: chromosome; nucleus; cytoplasm. Gene Ontology annotation, biological process: double-strand break repair via homologous recombination. The record is from RefSeq and is a predicted model, not a curated record. The transcript is spliced from 19 exons. The coding region runs from base 1 to 2766 and encodes 921 amino acids. Lineage: Eukaryota; Viridiplantae; Streptophyta; Magnoliopsida; Fabales; Fabaceae.
AUGGAGUCCGAUUCAAACUCCGACGGAUCUCACGUCUCUGCAACUCCCCCAAGACAAGCAAGUCCACCGCCAUUGCCCUCACCGAGAAAACCACCUCUUCUAGUUUCCAAAAAAUCCAGAAUCAGAAUCAAACCCUCAAGAUCCAAAUCAGUCCCUUCCGGACCCCCCAAAAGCCCUUCGAAACCCGACCCGGUCCUGGAAGACCCUUUCUGCCUCCCUACACUUCCCUUCCAAAUUCGGCGACCCUCUGAUUGUGUUCCCGCGCUCUCAACUGAAAACCUCCCCGCCGGCUUCUUCUCCAAAUCCGCUUCCUUCUCGAAGAUUCGAAGACCCCUUGUUCAUCUAGAAGCUUCUGGAAUCGAUCCGGUUCUUAAUUCCGCGUCUAAUUCGGGCUCCAAAGUUGAGAGCGAGGAAGGUGGUGUUGAUGCUAGGAAGUUGGGGAAAUUCGGAAAGAAGCACCCUAACCUGAUUGGUGCUAGUGUGCCAAUGCCGAGUGUGAAGUUGCGAAAAUGCGGCGGCGGCGAAGGGAACUUCGUGAGGUUGAACCUGAAUGGGAAGAGAAAGAAGUUUGUGAACAAGGGGUGGAGGAAAAAUGGGAAAUUUCGUGGUGAUAAAAGGUACAAGAGAAGUAGUAGUAAAGGUAAAUUGGGACUUGAAGGGAAGGAUCAAGUGGAGCCGGGUUUUGAGAAGGAUAUUUUGAUUAGAGAAAGUGAACCUAAGAAGCAAAGGGGGUGUUGUAGGACAAAGGAGAUUGAUUGCAAUGUGUUGGAAGAGGUUGUGUCUGCAGCUCGAGUUGACCCUUCGGACGAGAACUUGGUGAACUUGCUGAAAUUGAUUUAUGGUUAUGAUUCUUUUCGAGAUGGGCAAUUGGAGGCAAUCAAGAUGGUUCUUGCUGGGAAAUCAACUAUGCUAAUUUUACCAACAGGUGCAGGGAAAUCGCUGUGUUAUCAGUUGCCUGCUGUGAUUUUUCCUGGGAUUACUCUUGUUGUUAGUCCAUUGGUAGCAUUGAUGAUUGAUCAGUUAAAGCAUUUGCCUCCUGUGAUUAAAGGUGGUCUUCUAUGCAGCAGUCAGACACCUGAAGAAGCCUCUGAAUCGCUCAACCAGCUUCGACAAGGUGCAAUGAAGGUGCUUUUUGUUUCACCAGAGCGGUUCCUGAAUGAAGAGUUUCUGUCUAGUAUUUCUGCUUUGUCAGCCAUCUCGCUUGUUGUUAUUGACGAAGCGCAUUGUAUAUCUGAAUGGUCUCACAAUUUCCGACCUUCAUUCAUGAGACUUAGAGCAUCUCUGCUUCGUAAAAAGCUUAAUGUAGGUUCUGUUCUUGCAAUGACAGCAACUGCUACAACCACAACUUUAGAUGCCAUCAUGUCUGCUCUAGAUAUUCCAUACACAAAUCUUAUUCAGAAGGCACAUUUAAGGGACAAUUUGCAUUUAUCUGUGUCUUUGGUCAGAAAUAGAAUGAAAGACCUACUGAUUCUGCUAAAGUCUUCUCCGUUUGCGGAAGUUCAAAGCAUAAUCAUAUACUGCAAAUUUCAGUACGAAACUGAUCUAAUUAGCAGAUACUUGAAUGAUAGCAAUAUCUUGGCAAAGAGUUAUCAUAGUGGUAUCACUGCAAAGGAACGCAGCUAUGUACAGGAGUUGUUUAGUUCCAACAAGAUCAGAGUGGUUGUUGCAACUGUGGCAUUUGGCAUGGGACUAGAUAAAAGAGAUGUUGGAGCUGUAAUUCAUUACAGUUUGCCUGAAAGUCUGGAAGAGUAUGUACAGGAGAUAGGACGUGCUGGAAGGGAUGGGAGAUUGUCCUAUUGUCACCUAUUUUAUGAUGAUGAGACAUAUUUCAAACUUCGGAGUUUAACGCACAGUGAAGGAGUGGAUGAAUAUACAGUGAACAAAUUUCUGCGUGAAGUGUUUCCUGCUGACAAAAGCUCCGGGAAAAUCUGUUCAUUAAUCAGAGAAUCUGCUUCCCGCAGGUUUGAUAUGAAAGAAGAGGUGAUGCUCACACUUUUGACACGCUUGGAGUUGGGCGAUGUGCAGUACUUGCAUUUACUUCCACACAUAAAUGCAACUUGUGCUUUGAUUUUUCAUAAGACUACCCCUUCGUUCCUUGCCCGAAAGGUUUCUGCUAUUGCUGUAAUUCUAAAACGAUCUGAAAAUAAGCAAGGGCAAUAUGUUUUUGACAUUCCAACUGUGGCAAAUGACAUGGGGGUCACAGCAGUUGAAUUAACAAAUCAGUUGUACGACCUGAAGAUGAUGGGAGAAAUAACUUAUGAAAUGAAGGAUUUGGCCUACUGUUAUAGGAUUGUUGAAAUCCCCCCAGAUUUUUUUUCUCUAUCAGCAGAUAUUACCAGAUGGUUAUCAGAAGUUGAAAGUUGUAAGGUACAAAAAAUGGAUGCAAUGUUUAAUGCUGCAUAUUUCGCAGUAAAUCUAUGUGAUAAGCUGCACGGAUGCAGUAGUGCCGAUCACACACCAUGCUUGCAAAGGAAAAUAUUGGAUUACUUUGCUGGAGUCGACAAUACUGAUUUCUGCAAGAAAAUUGGUCAAAGCAGCCCUUUCCUGCGGGCAGAUAUAAAGGUCUUUCUACAGAGCAAUUCACAGGCUCGAUUUACACCUAGAGCCAUUGCGAGGAUAAUGCACGGAAUUGCAAGCCCAGCCUAUCCUUCUACAACAUGGUGUAAAACCCAUUUCUGGGGAAGGUAUACGCAUAUAGACUUUAAGGCGGUGAUGGAAGCAGCAAAGGAGGAACUUAAGAAUAUUGUUGGAAAAGAUAUGCCCUAGCCAUUUAGGAUUGAUUUUACCAUCUGACAAAUUUGGAUUGGGGGUCCCUUACUCUAAAACCGAAUCCAAGAUCUGCAUUGAUCCAACGGGGACGUGAAUUAGUGAGUUCUGUGGCAUGUUAUUAUUGUCGUAUAUGUGGCGCCAGCACACGUCUGCUACCACAGGUUGAGACAGAAGCGAAAGGAAAAUUGAAGCUCUGCCUCAUUUUGUGAUAUUGAUUUGCAUCUUCCAAUUGGCCGUUGGGAUAGCAAUGGCAACAGGGUGGGAGGAAUCACUAGAAAGUGAUCCCUCGGCUGAAAAGGAUAAAGCAGAAGAUGAACUCAACCUUCAGUUUUUUUUUUUCCCUUUGUAGAAUAACACCCAAUAAGGGAUUAUGCUAUU